Cynara cardunculus var. scolymus (artichoke) is the source of this 1410-nucleotide messenger RNA. Its product is annotated as protein FAR1-RELATED SEQUENCE 5-like. The transcript is spliced from 3 exons. Bases 1 to 1410 code for a protein of 469 amino acids. NCBI's taxonomy places the organism in Eukaryota, Viridiplantae, Streptophyta, Magnoliopsida, Asterales, Asteraceae. The record is from RefSeq and is a predicted model, not a curated record. Gene Ontology annotation, biological process: regulation of DNA-templated transcription.
AUGUACCGGAAGUAUGCUAAUGAAGCUGGGUUUGAUGUACGUUUAUCCAACAAGAAAAUAAAUAAGAAGGGUUGUAUCACGUCACGAUUUUAUGUGUGUAGUAAGGAAGGAAGGCCACCAAGUAAGUAUUUUGAUUCCUUAGAUGUUCUUCCAGGUGAUCGCAGGAUCCGUAAUUCAAAUGUAAAGCGUUACGGUUGUGGAGCAUGUUUCAAGAUUCAUUUUGUUAAAGAACGGAGACAGUAUGAAGUUUACAAAUUUAUUGAGCAAUACAAUCACAUGCUUUUUAAUAAGGAGGAGAUGAGGUUUUCACGUUCUAAAAGGCAACUACACUACGCUGAUCACAAAAAUGUAUUUCAUGGUUCUAGUUCGAAGGUUGGUGUCACCAAAUCUCAUAGAUUUAGGAAAGCAAUUACGGGUGGUGUAGAUUGCUCGGGUGGCACCGUAAGAGAUCAUCAAAACUUCAAACGCGAUAUGGCUUAUUUUGUUGACAAUAAAGACGUGCAAAUGUUGUUAAAUGUGAUGUCUAGUAGGAGGAAGGUGUGUCCCGAGUUUUUUUUCGAGUACAAGUGUGAUGAUAAGAAGUUGUUAGCGAUUUUCUGGGCUGAUCAAACUGCGCGAUCGAAUUAUAGGGAAUUUGGUGAUGCAAUAUCAUUUGAUGCAACGUUUAGGACGAAUAAGCAUGCCAUUAUAUUUGUUCCGUUUGUUGCAAUUGAUAAUCAUAAGAAAUUUGUCGUUGUUGGAGCUGCUUUGAUUCACAAUGAAUCUGUGGUUGAUUACACUUGCGUAUUGAAAGCUUUUGUAAAAGCUCAUGGACGUCAACCACGUUUUGUGAUCACUGACCAAUGUGCGUCGAUGAAACAAGCAAUUCUCAUUGCAUUUCCUGAAUCCAAGCAUCGAUUGUGUAUGUGGCAUAUCACUAAAAAGCUCAAUUCUAAGAUCAGUAAUUACCUCCAACAUCGUACGCCGUUUGUUAGUGAAUUUAAUAAGUUAGUGUGGAAUGUUCACCUUGCCCCUGAUGAAUUUGAGAUGAAAUGGCUCAACAUGAUGGAUUUGUAUGGAUUACAUGGAGACUCAAGGUUUGAUGAACUGUAUGAGAUUAGGGAGUCAUGGAUUCCGGCUUAUUAUAAGGAUUAUCAUAUGUCCGGUCUAAUAAAAACAACAUCCAGGUCGGAGAGUAUUAAUGGUUUUUUUAAUGUUUAUGCAUAUUUUUGGCACGAUCUUGUCAUUUUUCUUCGUUCUUUUGAUAAUGCAAUUGAAAGCCAACGGACGACACAUGGGUCGCUAGUAGUGACAACGAAGAGCACGGUUCCUCGAUUGGUGUCUUCUUGCAAAUUAGAAGCUCAUGCAGCAGAAGUAUAUACACGGACGAUAUUUUUUGAAGUUCAGAAAGAGUUAAGAAAGGCUGUUUAG